UAAAAGCCCUAACAGACGUGACAUAAGGUUGAAACUUGAAAUUUUCUCAUGUCUGUAUUUAAAUUCGUGUUCACUGCUACACUAUACAAUGAACGAAUAAAGUCAAGGUUAUUCGAUUAAAUUAAACAUAACCUGUUCAAUAAUAGUUGUUACUUGUUAGCACAGCUGACAGCAGUGGCUACAAAUUGAAAUUUGAAUCCGAUCCUUCGACCAUAGUAAUAAAAUUAAAAUAUUUAGUAUCUAGUAUUUAUUGGUAGGCAGGUACUGUGAUUACUGAAACGGUUACGGAUUGCAAGGUUAACAAUGUGCGGCAUAUGGGCAACAUUUGGAAUAAAGGGAGGGCUGUCACCAACCUGUAUUAAAUGCUUUUCCAAUAUUGUGCACCGCGGUCCUGAUGCGUGGCGUAUCGAGCAAGAUGCUCGUGAACAGCUGGUCGUAUUAGGAUUCCACAGGCUUGCUAUUGUCGAUGGUCUGCAUGGUAUGCAACCUAUGCGCCUACAUAAGUAUCCCCGCGUCACUCUCAUUUGCAACGGUGAAAUAUAUAACUACAAGAGACUGGGCGAGCAAUAUGCCUUUCCUUACGAAACCAACUGCGACGUCGAAGCAAUAAUACAUUGUUACAAAAAAUUUGGAAUUGCUGAAACUGUUAGACAGCUCGAUGGAGUGUUCGCUUUCUGCCUCGUCGAUGGUGAUGAAAGAAAAGUGUUUAUAGCCAGGGACCCUUAUGGUGUUCGGCCUCUUUUCAAAUUGAGCGAUGAGACAAACGGUGUUAUGGCUAUUUGUUCCGAAGCUAAAGGCCUUAUUGGCCUAAAACAAAAAUCCGCCAAUGGGUCGUUCCUUGGUCAGUUUAAGCCUGGACAUUUUGAAGAAUGGAGUAUUUUAGAUGACAACACGGUAAAACAAGUCAAAACUGAACAAUACUUUCAGCCAGGUACACCUCCAAAAUUCGUACCAUAUGUUUCUGAAAUUGGGCUUAACGUUGACGUUUAUGAAAAAACUGCUUUGUUAUUAGAAGCGGCGUGUAAAAAGCGCCUAAUGUCCGAUAGACGUAUAGGCUGCUUUUUAAGCGGGGGCUUAGACUCAUCACUUGUAGCAGCUCUAGUUGUUAAAUUAGCAAAAGAAAUCAACUUGCCAUAUGACAUACAAACAUUCGCCAUCGGUAUGGGUGAUUCUCCAGAUAUAAUUGCUGCUCGGACAGUAGCUCAAUAUAUUGGCUCAGAACAUCAUGAAGUAAUAUUUGACGAAGCCGACGUCAGAGAACAUAUAGACGACGUCAUUUAUCAUUUGGAAACUUUUGAUAUAACUACUAUACGGGCAAGCCUACCUAUGUAUCUUUUAUCUAGAUAUAUUAAACAAAAAACAAACACCACUGUAUUAUUCAGUGGUGAAGGCGCUGAUGAAUUAGCACAAGGAUAUAUAUAUUUCAGGGAUGCUCCAACUUCAACGGAUGGACACGAAGAAAGUGUUCGAUUGUUAUCAGAUAUUUACUUGUAUGACGGUCUGAGAGCAGAUAGAACAACUAGUGCAUUUAGCUUAGAACUAAGAGUACCCUUCCUCGAUAUCCAGUUUACUAGCCACUAUCUAAGUAUAGACUCUUUAUUAAGACAACCUCAGGAAGGCGUCGAAAAACAUCUUCUUCGAAAGAGUUUCGCAAACAGUAAACUUAUACCAGAUUCAAUACUUUGGAGACACAAAGAAGCAUUUAGUGAUGGAGUCGCUUCUAUCAAGAAAUCUUUGUUUACAACAAUUUCAGAAAUAGUUACAGAAAGAUUGCCAUCUAAUGAGACUGUAUAUACGAGUGGUGUUCCUCCCAUUACACCUGAAGCAAAAUAUUAUAGGUAUAUUUUUGAAAAAUCAUUUCCAGAUCAAUAUAACUUUACACCUUAUUAUUGGAUGCCAAAAUGGGUACAAGUGACGGAUCCUUCAGCGCGAUUUAUUAAACAUUAUGCUGCAAAGUCGUGAAUAAAUGAUUAUUUAAAAAAAUUGACUUAUCAAUAAAUACUAUUUUUACAAAA
This is a messenger RNA of Leptidea sinapis, 2015 nucleotides long. RefSeq names its product asparagine synthetase [glutamine-hydrolyzing] (gene AsnS). The record is from RefSeq and is a predicted model, not a curated record. The coding region runs from base 304 to 1962 and encodes 552 amino acids. Lineage: Eukaryota; Metazoa; Arthropoda; Insecta; Lepidoptera; Pieridae. Gene Ontology annotation, cellular component: cytosol. Gene Ontology annotation, molecular function: asparagine synthase (glutamine-hydrolyzing) activity. The transcript is spliced from 2 exons.